AUGUUUUUGAAUGUGGAGAAUCUUGAUGUGCUGUCUUCUGCCUACCAGCAUCAAGCAGCUGGAGAAGGAAUGACAAAUGCUUGUCUGGCUGCAGUCCAUGACAAGCCCCCUGCAUAUCAGAGUCCCAUGGAAGAGCCCAGCCAGUUCUCCAACAAGGCUAUCCGCCAAGGACACAAGUUCUUUCCACCUUUUAGUCCUGUGAUCUUUAUUUUGGCAGUUGUCCUUAGCUGCUGUGAUAAUGCCCACAGAAAAUUUCCACUGAAUUUCAUUUUAUUGGCAAUAUUUACAGUCCUCAAAGGUCUAAUGCUUGGAUCAACUUCAGCCCUAUUCGAAGCAGAUGCAGUGAUGUGGGCCAUUGGUGCAACAACAUUUGUGAUUUUAGGACUGUCUAUAUUUGCUCCGCAGACAAAACGGGACUUUGCCAUAGCAACUGGAAUCCUCUUGGCUGUGGUCCUGAUGCGGAUGCUGUUUGGUAUUCCUUGUGCCAUCUUACAUAAGUCAUUCCUGAGCAGACUUCACCUAGUCUCUUAUGAAAGCUUACAGUACCUCUGAUUUCUUUUGGAUUCCAUAUCCAGUUACAUUGCCUUACCUUUAAAUAUUCUCUGUAUUUUAGUUCCAGCUUGCCUUAAGACAAGCUAACAUAUUGCUCCCUGCCUCUACUGGUUUUAUCUAACUGGCUUUGGGUUAACUCUGAAAAAAGACUUCACUAUCUAUUCCCUUAUCCCACUUCUCCUGUCAGGCUUUGCUACAAAAUGCCUCUCUUCCCUCUCCCAAUGCUAUAUCAAAACACAGAGCCAAACACUUGGGUGAAACUCUAUUGACUUCAUUCAAAUUUCACAGGGAUAAAAUUGGAUCAUUCUGUCUGUGCAACAGCAGUAGAUCUUUAAGUUUCUUGAACAUAACAGAACUGGUGGUAGCAUGAUAAUAAAGAGUUAGUUUUACCUAACAGAUCUGUAUGAAUCUAGAUGUAACUGAAGUCACUUAAGGACCCUCUUUCUACCCCACCCCCCAGUGCCUUUAAAUUGUCUAUGCCUCAAUAGGAACAUUGGUCUUCAGUAUAGUAUUUC
Gavialis gangeticus (Gharial) is the source of this 1067-nucleotide messenger RNA. RefSeq names its product protein lifeguard 3-like. The record is from RefSeq and is a predicted model, not a curated record. Bases 1 to 552 code for a protein of 183 amino acids. NCBI's taxonomy places the organism in Eukaryota, Metazoa, Chordata, Crocodylia, Gavialidae. Gene Ontology annotation, cellular component: membrane. The transcript is spliced from 5 exons.